UGAAAAUUAUCGUCGUUGCCGAUAUUAUCAUUAAUCAAUUGCCAUUCAAAACCGGUCGCCCCCGUUAGUGUCUCUUUGUUUUCCCGAUCAAUUUGGCGUGGAAGACGAAUGGCGACGGCCCAGCUGUACGUGAUCUCUCUCUCUCUGCUACUUCAGCUGCUGCAGGUUGUUGCAGCUGAACCAGCACCUGUCCUUAAGUCGAACUCUAAGAUUCUUCAGGAGUCAAUCAUUGAGAUCAUAAAUGGAAACCCCAGAUCUGGAUGGGAAGCUGUUAUGAGCCCCCGAUUCUCUAUUUACAAGGUUGGGCAAUUCAAGCGCCUACUUGGGGUCAAACCAACACCACAACAUGAUUUAAAAAGUAUCCCUGUUGUUGUCCAUCCAAAAACCUUGAAAUUGCCGGAUCAAUUUGAUGCCAGGACAGCUUGGUCUCAAUGUAGAACUAUUGGGAAAAUACUUGACCAGGGCCAUUGUGGUUCUUGUUGGGCUUUUGGUGCCGUUGAGUCCCUUUCUGACCGUUUCUGUAUCCAUUUUAACAUGAAUAUAUCUCUAUCAGUUAAUGAUCUCUUGGCGUGCUGUGGCUUUAUGUGCGGUGAUGGUUGUGAUGGUGGUUAUCCUAUUUAUGCAUGGCAAUACUUUGUAGACAAGGGUGUUGUCACUGAGGAGUGUGACCCGUAUUUUGAUCAGACCGGAUGUUCUCACCCAGGUUGUGAACCUGCAUAUCCGACACCAAAGUGUACGAGGAAGUGUGCAAACAACAAGCUCCCCUGGAACAAUUCGAAACACUUCAGUGUCAGUGCAUAUAGAAUAAACUCAGAUCCCCAGAAUAUCAUGGCAGAAGUUUAUAAGAAUGGACCAGUUGAAGUAUCUUUCACUGUUUAUGAGGAUUUUGCUCACUACAAGUCUGGAGUUUACAAACACAUUACAGGCGAUGUCAUGGGAGGUCAUGCUGUAAAGCUAAUUGGAUGGGGAACUAGUGAGGAUGGGGAGGACUACUGGCUUCUUGCGAAUCAGUGGAAUAGAAGCUGGGGUGACGAGGGAUACUUCAAGAUCUUAAGAGGUAGUAACGAGUGUGGCAUUGAAGAGGAUGUGGUUGCUGGCUUGCCUUCAACCAGAAAUUUGAUCAAACAAUUGCCCAACACCCAUACAAUUCUCGAUGUGUUAUUCUGAUGAUAGCAGCAGCAGUAGCAGCAGCAUUAUUCUAUUCUAUGUUAUGUAAGCAUGACGCGCGCGCGCGUGUUGGAGUCAAUGCUUAACCUAAUAAUUAUAUAUACUAAUUAACUUAUGUACUAUUAAAUAUUAUGUAAGUACAAUAAUUAAGAUGAAAUAGAGGGAGAUGCAAUCUGCGCUUCUUGUU
Messenger RNA from Diospyros lotus (date-plum), 1354 nucleotides. Its product is annotated as cathepsin B-like protease 2. Bases 109 to 1167 code for a protein of 352 amino acids. NCBI's taxonomy places the organism in Eukaryota, Viridiplantae, Streptophyta, Magnoliopsida, Ericales, Ebenaceae. Gene Ontology annotation, molecular function: cysteine-type endopeptidase activity. The record is from RefSeq and is a predicted model, not a curated record. The transcript has 11 exons. Gene Ontology annotation, cellular component: lysosome.